AUGAGGGAUGAUUUAGACCCAGAUUAUAGUGAUAGUGCUAAUAGUAAAUUAAAUAAACAUCUCUGGAAAAGUGUUCAAAGGAAAUCUAACCUCAAUAAAGGACUAGCGUAUACAUCUAAAUCUGGAAAAAAUAUGCCUGCAAGGCGGGGUUAUGAAUGUGAAACGGACGUCUGCAAUGCGUGUGACAGAUUCAAGAAUCAAAUAGAUGCGGCGGAAAAUCCAGAAGAAAAAUCUCGGUUGAAUCAAGAACACUCUCUACAUCAAGCCAAAGCGCAGAAAUUUUACGACGACCUUAAGCGGUUCAGUGAACAAGCUAAAACGGACGAAAAAAUGGAUGUUAUUAGCUUUGACUAUCAACAAAAUUUGCCAGUACCUGUACUUCCAAUAGGUGAUAUUUUUUAUAAAAGGCAGCUUUGGGUUUAUAACCAGUGUUUUUACUUGGCAUAA
Messenger RNA from Acanthoscelides obtectus, 447 nucleotides. The record is from the annotation of a GenBank genome assembly. NCBI's taxonomy places the organism in Eukaryota, Metazoa, Arthropoda, Insecta, Coleoptera, Chrysomelidae.